AUGUCUUCCAUUCGUUCCCGUCUGAGUAUCCUGGCAGCGGCUCUGGCCGCUGUGCCUGGAGCCCUGUCAGACUGCGUGUCAUAUGGUAUUGACUUCCAGAACGAGGGCUCUUACUUCAUCAACAAAGCCUUGGCAGAGAACUUCACUGCUGUGUCUGAAUUCGAGGGCUGUGCUGGUGGGACUGCCGACGUUCUCCUUGUCGACCCAAACUACACCGAGUACAUCUGCACCGACGUUGCCGUCACGCCGGAUGAUACUCCGCAGCUAUCAAGCUGCCCGAUCUUGAAGAACCAGAUGUUCAGCGGAGACUGGCUCAUUGUUGUUUUCGGCAACAACGGACCUAACGUUGACGACUCUCCAUACGCAUACCAGCGUGAGCUAUUUCUCACUGUUGGUACCCAGGUCACCAGCACCUACACUUCCACAGUCACAUGGGAUGUCACCUCAACGCCUAUACUCACAACCAACCUUACUUCGACGCUGCUGGUGACGGACACGGUGCCGAACACGCAGACCGUCACCUCUCCGUCUGCCACGGCGAAGAAGACGGUGACUCCCAAGCCGGUCACGUCUUGGGUCACAUGGGUCAAGACCCGAACCAGGCAAUCGUGGACCAAGAGCCUCACCACUGUUACCAAGACCAAGACUGCCACUUGCACGGUUCCGCCCAAGCCUUCCAAGCACGAUCCUACUUGCACAUACACCCCCACUCGUGUCUCCGUCGCAGCACUGCAGACUGGAGCGGUCCGUGUCCGCAACGCCAUCGACACGCCUAUGGACCCCAACGUGGCUCGCCGCAUGAUCCGUGAGGCUCGCCUUAGGCGCGGCAUGUCGAUUCCCGAGCGUCUCAACGAGCGUGAGCUGGACGAACGCGCUCCUGACGAGGCUACGGUCGUUGUCACGGCAGACACUGUGGUCAACACGACCGUCACUCAUACUGCCGCUCCUUCGACCACCACCGAGACUGUCCUCACUACACAGACCGUCUCGUCCACUCUUGCACCCAGCACCGUCUACUCGGGCAAGACCACCGCCACCAUCACCGCGCCUACGCCGACGAAGACGAGGACGAGCAUCUCGUACACAACCAUUACCGCUAUCAAGACUCUCUACAAGACCUGGACAUACACGACCACUGUGACCCCGACGGCGUCAGUGAAGGCCUGCUCGUCCCAGGGUGGUCACAUUGUCGCCCUGCCCACGUGGAGAGCGGUAUAG
Messenger RNA from Diplodia corticola, 1218 nucleotides. RefSeq names its product p-loop containing nucleoside triphosphate hydrolase. The record is from RefSeq and is a predicted model, not a curated record. The transcript has 3 exons. NCBI's taxonomy places the organism in Eukaryota, Fungi, Ascomycota, Dothideomycetes, Botryosphaeriales, Botryosphaeriaceae. The coding region runs from base 1 to 1218 and encodes 405 amino acids.